This is a messenger RNA of Dermacentor andersoni, 931 nucleotides long. RefSeq lists its product as uncharacterized. NCBI's taxonomy places the organism in Eukaryota, Metazoa, Arthropoda, Arachnida, Ixodida, Ixodidae. The record is from RefSeq and is a predicted model, not a curated record.
UCUGGCAGGAUACGGCCGGCCUGCUUCCGCUUGGAAAGCGUGUCUGUGCAAGUGUUUCGCGCGUAGCUGCAGCUUUUCUGAGCAAUGCAGAAGGGCAACACGAAUUGUUGCGUAGUGGGCUGCAACAGCACGUACAGCAACUCACCGGGAACAAAGUUUUACCGGUUUCCGAGCCGACCGUAUGAAGCAGAACGGCGUCAACGCUGGAUCGCGCUCGUCCGACGGCAGAGAGAUGAUGGCAGCAACUGGACACCUGCAGCACAUAGCAGGAUAUGCAGCAAACAUUUCGUCGGUGGCACGAAAUCUAACGAAGAAGGCCACCCCGCUUACUUCCCCUCAAUAUUUCCCGCUGCGUACAAGACAUCGACCGGGCCUUUGUCAAGUGACCGUUACGCGAGAAAAAGAAAGCGCCAGGAGCAAAAGAUAGAGGAGGCACGACAGAUACCCAGUUGUGACAGUCAAGAAACAGGGUGUGUCACAAGCCCCGAACCACAGAUUUCGGACAGCCCGCCUCACAGUGACAACUUAAGUGCGUCCGCCUGCAACCAGUCUGCAGAUGACGUACACCGUGUCGAUGCCUCAACAAUGACGGAAGGCGGCAGCGCUACUUUCAGCAUGAACUUCACAUUUAUAUCAGAGCUGUGCGAUGGAAAUGCGUCAUCCUACAUCAGUCACAAAGAAGUGUGCAGCACAGGCUUGGGCAGCUCAUGCAUCCGGGCUUUUCAGACAAAAGCACUGGGCUGGCGUGCAAAGAGCCUUUCUUCGCAGGGUUCAGAUCUCUUCAGCAUGAUGAAAACGCCUUUCAUGCGUUUACAGCAAUUGAUUUUUCUUUAUUUGCUCUGCUGUUAAGCAUACUGCCACCUGCUCCAAAAAAGUUGAAUGAGCUGUCUAUUGAAGACAAGAUUCUGUUAUUUUUGAUCAAUCUUAAGCA